Messenger RNA from Camelus dromedarius (Arabian camel), 5719 nucleotides. Its product is annotated as partitioning defective 3 homolog. Gene Ontology annotation, molecular function: phosphatidylinositol binding; protein binding. The record is from RefSeq and is a predicted model, not a curated record. The transcript is spliced from 25 exons. The coding region runs from base 51 to 4112 and encodes 1353 amino acids. Gene Ontology annotation, biological process: establishment or maintenance of epithelial cell apical/basal polarity; cell adhesion; microtubule cytoskeleton organization. Lineage: Eukaryota; Metazoa; Chordata; Mammalia; Artiodactyla; Camelidae. Gene Ontology annotation, cellular component: apical junction complex; adherens junction; apical plasma membrane.
CGCGGUCACCGAGGGGGCGCGGGCCGGCCCGCGGCGGCUGCGGCGGCGGCAUGAAAGUGACCGUGUGCUUCGGAAGGACCCGGGUGGUCGUGCCGUGCGGGGACGGCCACAUGAAAGUUUUCAGCCUCAUCCAGCAAGCGGUGACCCGCUACCGGAAGGCCAUCGCCAAGGAUCCAAACUACUGGAUACAGGUGCACCGGCUGGAACACGGGGAUGGAGGGAUUCUCGACCUCGACGACAUCCUGUGUGACGUGGCUGACGAUAAAGACAGACUGAUAGCUGUGUUUGAGGAGCAGGACCCACACCAUGGCGGGGACGGCACCAGCGCCAGCUCCACCGGCACCCAGAGUCCAGAGAUGUUCGGCAGCGAGCUCGGCGCCAACAGCGUCUCCGCCUUCCAGCCUUACCAAGCCACAAGCGAGAUCGAGGUCACCCCUUCAGUGCUUCGUGCCAACAUGCCUCUUCACGUCCGCCGGAGCAGUGACCCAGCGCUCAUCGGCCUCUCCACCUCCGUCAGCGAUAAUAACUUCUCCUCCGAAGAGCCUUCGCGGAAAAACCCCACCCGCUGGUCAACCACCGCGGGCUUCCUCAAGCAGAACAUGGCCGGCAGCCCUCCAGCCUGCGACAGGAAGAAAGAUGAGAACUACAGGAGCCUCCCGCGGGACACGAGUAACUGGUCUAACCAGUUUCAGAGGGACAACGCUCGCUCAUCCCUGAGUGCCAGUCACCCGAUGGUGGACAAGUGGCUGGAGAAGCAGGAACAGGAUGAGGACGGGGCGGAGGAGGACAGCAGCCGUGUGGAGCCCGUGGGACAUGCCGACACCGGCGUGGAGAACACACCCAGCUUUUCUCUGGAUGACAUGGUACAGCUGGUGCACGUCCCCAACGACGGAGGGCCCCUGGGGAUCCAUGUGGUGCCUUUCAGUGCUCGCGGCGGCAGGACCCUGGGGCUGUUAGUAAAGCGACUGGAGAAAGGUGGCAAAGCUGAGCAAGAAAACCUUUUCCACGAGAAUGACUGCAUCGUCAGGAUUAAUGACGGUGACCUUCGGAACAGACGAUUUGAGCAGGCCCAGCACAUGUUCCGCCAAGCCAUGCGCACGUCCAUCAUCUGGUUCCACGUGGUCCCCGCGGCAAAUAAGGAGCAGUACGAGCAGCUGUCCCAGAGCGAGAGAGGCGGCGACGGCUGGAGCCACUGCAGCCCCGACAGCCAGCGUGCCGAGCCCCGGGGCACGGCCAGCGCCUGCAUGGGGCCCCUGGCGGCUGCGCAGAGGACGCUCCGGCCGCACCCCGUGCCCCCCGAGCUCGCCAGCCCGCACCCCCGGCCGCCCGCGCCUGGCGCGCAACACCCCGGCAGGCCGCCCGCUGCCCCCACCCCGGCCCCCACCUCCUUCGGCUCUGGCCUCGGCGGUGGCUACAACACCAAGAAGGUCGGCAAGAAGCUCAACAUCCAGCUGAAGAAAGGCACAGAAGGCUUGGGGUUCAGCAUCACUUCCCGGGACGUCACAAUAGGAGGCUUAGCCCCAGUUUACGUGAAGAACAUCCUCCCCAGAGGGGCUGCCAUCCAGGACGGCAGACUCAAGGCGGGGGACAGGCUCCUAGAGGUAAAUGGAGUCGAUCUAGCAGGCAAGUCCCAGGAGGAAGUGGUUUCCCUGUUGAGAAGCACCAAGAUGGAAGGGACUGUGAGCCUCCUGGUCUUCCGCCAAGAAGACGCCUUCCACCCGAGGGAACUGAAUGCAGAGCCAAGGCAGAUGCAGAUCCCAAAAGACACGAAAGCGGAAGACGAGGAUCCUGUUCUCACACCCGACGGCACCAGGGAGUUUCUCACCUUCGAAGUUCCUCUCAAUGACUCGGGAUCCGCCGGUCUGGGCGUCAGCGUCAAAGGAAACCGGUCGAAAGAGAACCACGCAGACCUGGGGAUCUUUGUGAAGUCCAUCAUUAACGGAGGAGCAGCAUCCAAAGAUGGGAGGCUGCGGGUCAAUGAUCAGCUGAUCGCUGUGAACGGGGAGUCCCUGCUGGGCAAGACCAACCAGGACGCCAUGGAGACCCUCCGCAGGUCCAUGUCCACCGAGGGGAACAAGCGGGGCAUGAUCCAGCUCAUCGUGGCCCGGAGGGUCAGCAGGGGCGGCGAGCUGAAGUCACCGGGAAGCCCCUGCGGACCUGAGCUGCCUGUUGAGAUGGUGCUGGAUGACCGGGAACGGAGGAUUUCCCACUCCCUCUACAGCGGGGCCGAGGGGCUGGAUGACCCGCCCACAAGAAAUGCUGCCCUCAGCAGGAUCAUGGGGAAGUACCAGCUGUCCCCCACAGUGAACAUGCCCCAAGAUGACACUGUCAUUAUAGAGGACGACAGGUUGCCAGUGCUGCCUCCACACCUCUCGGACCAGUCCUCCUCCAGCUCCCACGAUGACGUAGGCUUCGUGACGACAGACCCUGGCCCGUGGGCCCAGGCGGGCAUCGGUGACUCCGCAGACUGCUCUUUGAGUCCAGAUGUCGACCCAGUUCUGGCUUUUCAACGGGAAGGAUUUGGACGUCAGAGUAUGUCAGAAAAACGCACAAAGCAAUUUUCAGAUGCCAGUCAAUUGGAUUUCGUUAAAACGCGAAAAUCAAAAAGCAUGGAUUUAGGUAUAGCUGACGAGACUAAACUCAGUACAGCGGGUGACCAGAAAGCAGGCUCCCCCAGCCGAGACGUGGGGCCGUCCCUGGGUCUGAAGAAGUCGAGCUCUUUAGAGAGUCUGCAGACGGCGGUCGCCGAGGUGACUCUGAAUGGGGACAUCCCCUUCCACCGCCCACGGCCGAGGAUCAUCCGAGGAAGAGGGUGCAACGAGAGCUUCCGAGCUGCCAUCGACAAGUCCUAUGACAAACCUGCUAUGGACGACGAUGACGAAGGCAUGGAGACGCUGGAAGAAGACACGGAGGAAAGUUCGAGAUCGGGGCGAGAGUCGGUGUCGACGGCCAGUGACCAGCCCUCCCACUCCCUGGAGAGACAGGUGAACGGCAGCCCAGAGAAGACGGACAGGAGAAAGGAGAAAGCGCGCAAGGAGAAGAAAGACAGGGACAAGGAGAAGGAGAAGGCCAAAGCCAAGAAGGGGAAGCUGCGGGGCCUGGGCGAGAUGUUCAGGUUUGGCAAACAUCGAAAAGAUGACAAGAUUGAAAAAACGGGUAGAAUCAAAGCGCGGGAGGCCCCCCCGUCGGAGGAGGAGAGAGCCCGGAUGGCGCGCGAGCAGGAGAGGAUUCAAGCCAAAACGCGAGAAUUUCGGGAGCGACAGGCUCGGGAACGUGACUAUGCUGAAAUCCAAGAUUUCCAUCGGGCGUUUGGCUGUGAUGAUGAGCUGAUGUAUGGGGGAGUCUCUUCCUAUGAAGGCUCCAUGGCUCUCAGCGCCAGACCCCAGAGCCCAAGAGACGGGCAUAUGAUGGAUGCUCUGUACGCCCAGGUCAAGAAGCCGCGGAAUGCCAAACCUUCACCUGCAGACAGCAGCCGAUCAGCUCCUAGCAACCACGACCGGAUACAGCGUCUGCGGCAGGAGUUCCAGCAGGCAAAGCAGGAUGAAGACGUGGAGGAGCGACGGCGGACCUACAGCUUCGAGCAGCCCUGGCCCAGCCCCCGGCCGGCGGCGCAGAGCGGCAGGCACUCGGUGUCCGUGGAGGUGCAGAUGCAGCGCCAGCGGCAGGAGGAGCGUGACAGCUUCCAGCAGGCCCAGCGUCAGUACAGCUCGCUGCCCCGGCAGAGCAGGAAGAACGCCAGCUCCGUCUCCCAGGAUUCUUGGGAGCAGAACUACUCCCCUGGGGAAGGCUUCCAGAGUGCCAAGGAGAACCCCCGGUACUCCAGCUACCAGGGCUCCCGCAACGGCUACCUGGGCGGCCACGGCUUCAAUGCCAGGGUGAUGCUGGAGACCCAGGAGCUCCUGCGCCAGGAGCAGCGGCGCAAGGAGCAGCAGGUGAAGAAGCAGCCCCCUCCCGAGGGGCUCGGCAGCUAUGACUCGUAUAAGAAAGCCCAGGACCCCAGUCACGUCCCCCCCAAGGGGCCCUUCCGGCAGGACGUGCCGCCCUCCCCGUCACAAGUCGCCAGGCUGAACAGACUCCAGACUCCCGAGAAGGGGCGGCCCUUCUAUUCCUGAGCCAGAGGAGAGCGGAUGCUGCGUGUCAUGCAAUAAAGGACAUUUUCCUACGGAGACUUGUCCUGGGGGAGUUUUUUUAAAACCUCGGUGGUACUACGGAAUAUUUCUCUUGUUGGUAUCAGUGCCUUUAAGCAGCGUGGGCAAUUCAAUGGAAGGCCUUAAUGUCUUUGCCACUCUGUCUCAAGUGUCUACGUCAUGGAAGGAUUUCCCGCCAUCUGACAAUCACCUGUUCGAGGCAUUUAUAUGCUCUGCAUCUCUUGGGUACCCAGGAUCCUGGCCCAGCCCGUGAGAUGUCUAGGGCUUUGGGUACCUCCCUGUACAACUCGUGGUGACAGGUAACCCUGAAGCCGAGGGUGAUGCUGUUCCCUUUUUCCCCGUUAAGUUCCUAGGAUGAGGUGACGUCUCUGUCUCUGGUGGAUGACAGUGGGUGGCAUUCACCAGACACUGGGGCUCCACGGUACUUCCUGGCACAGUGUUUAUAAUCCUUUGUACCAGUGUGGUUUCCCUUUUCUUUUUCAGCUCCUUGUAACAGGAAAGGUCCUUCAUCUAAAAGAAACGAAGCCAUAUUCCAACACUGUCUGGUUAUCAGGGGGGUCCUUUUGUAACUGCCUUAUAACUCAGUGUUACCAAUAAAGUGACCAUUCUGUCUGUGUUUAUAAACACCCUUGCUCAGUCCUGUUCCUCACACACGUGUUGAGUUCCCCACAGCUCUGCGUGGGGAACGUGGGAGGCGGGUGUGAGCCCUGGGAGGGAAGGGCCACCUGCCCGUGGGCCAUGUGUGUCACGCCGUGGGGGGUGGUAGUAAGGACAGGAGUCUCCCAGGAUGAGCAUCUGGCCCAGCACACCCAGUGUGUGUUUGACAAGUCAGCAGGAGGCGCACAGCACAGGACAGGGACAGAUACUCCUUUUGGGAUUCCAGAAACGCACAUGCUUUCUCUGGUUUUUAAAGUCGGUUGGAAUUGAUGUUUGUCUAUUCAGCCACCUGCUGUAUCUCUGCCUGGUGAUGCCAUCCAUGCUUCUAAAUAAUUCUUCCAGGAAACAGAAAAGAGAAAUAAGAGGAAAGCCAUUCCACCCCCCACAGAACAUUCUGGUGUCCCCAGACAGUGGUAGCAAAAGAUUGCCCUCCUGUCGACACGUUAACGGGCGUACGGGUCAGGAGGAGCUGGGUUGCCAAGGGUUCCCAUGUUCUCAUCUGCUGUCUGAACAUCACAUUGUACACCCUGGCUGGACUGCUCAAGUGCCUGCCCAUCCCGAUGUGAAAAAAGCUUGAGAUGAAAGCUCAGCAUCCUGUGAACAAAAAAGAGAAGGAAAAAGAAGAGACGUGUACUGAAAUGCCUAAUUUUUUUUACUGGCACACUAUUUUUGUGUCCACUUGUUUGUAGAACCCGUGUGAGGUGUCUAUCCCCUACCUGCAUCUGUCUCUUUUGCUCCUCUGUGUGACGGUUCCAUUUGUUUGUAGAGCGUGGUGAUGUUUAAGCGACGUGACCGGUGUCAGCGCGGUGACCUCGGGUGACAGCGGCUCCUCCUCACAGCCUCCCCUGUGCUGUGAGAAACAGCUUUCCCUGUACAUGUGAGACGUCCAAUAAAAGGCAUAUUCCUUCCUGUUC